Eruca vesicaria subsp. sativa (arugula) is the source of this 2800-nucleotide messenger RNA. NCBI's taxonomy places the organism in Eukaryota, Viridiplantae, Streptophyta, Magnoliopsida, Brassicales, Brassicaceae. The record is from the annotation of a GenBank genome assembly.
AUUAGACCGCAUUGAUUUCCAAAAGUCAAUGGAUCCGGAUCGAACUCAAAAGACGUGCAUGGUGAGAGUCCAGGACUUACAAAACGCAACUUCAUAGUUUCUUUUUAGAUACAAAAAUCAAAUUAUAUGCAUCAAAAACCAAAACAAGAACACUUCUUUCUCUCUGUUUUGUUUCAAUAUGGUUGAUCGAACUAAGGAAGUGAUUGUACAUGUCAGUUCUUCUGUCGGAAAUAUUUUCCAACCAGACAACGCUUUGACCCCAGAACCUAGGAGACCGACGACACACUUGUCAGCUCCUGCACCGGAGAAGAAACUGACUCUUUUUGCGUUACGACUCGCUAUUCUUGAAAAGAUUGCUUCAUGGUUGGGAUCUUUAGGUUUCGUGUGGGCCACGGUUGUUCUUCUUGGUGGAUUCGCUGCAAGUUUAGCGAUAACAGAUUUUUGGUUCGUCACUGUGAUUCUUGUUGUCGAAGGAGCUCGGAUCUUCAGCAGAAGCCAUGAGCUUGAAAUGCAGCACCAGUCUAAAUACACAAUCUCUGGAAUCAACAGCUUCAGGUUACUUGUCAGACACGUAAUCAAAAUAUUCCACCAGAAAGCUCAAACUCCUGGAAACAACGAGAGACCACCGCUUCACGAAGAAACGAGGCAGAUCGAGCGCACUAGGACAUGGAGAAGCACAGAUCGCACUAGGACAUGGAGAAGCACAGAUGUUCCAAUGCUGCCUUACACAGGUUGGGUCUUUGUAUCAAGAAACGUGAGUAGAGUCUUUUAUUGGCUCCAGAUUGCUUCUGCAUUAGCCAGCAUUAUCAUCUCAAUGACUAAACUCAUCAGGCAAGAUUAUGGAGGAGAUGAAUCCAAAAGCAGAACCAAUCUCCACUCUGCUUUAACUCUCUUCUACUCUCUCGCCCUCAUCGAGGCUCUUCUCUUUCUUGUUGAGAAAGCUUACUGGGAGUGGAUGAUCAGUGUUUACAAGAUUCUCGACAAAGUGAACCAAGAAUGCGGUCUCGAGAGAUAUGGAACUGAUUCAGUGAGAAGAUUCUUCUACAAUGCUUACUCGAGGUGUUUAAAUGGGAGCAUCUUCGACGGACUCAAGAUGGAUAUGAUCGUUUUCGCCAUGGAGCUUUUGUUGUCAAAUUCUCCUGAUGAGCAGCUCACUAGAUCAGAUAUUCUCUAUAGAUUCUCGAUGAACGAACACUAUUCGGAUGAUACUCUUCAGAAGAUUGGGACUAACUUAGAGAUUAUAGAGAGACUGGUUGAGAUGUUGAACUGGAGAAACAAGAAUCAAGAAGCUAUGAGGAUGUCAUCUGCAGAGAUUCUCUCAAGAUUAGCUAGCAAGAAGCAAAACUCUCUAAGAGUUGUAAGGAUCCCUGGAGCUAUUGAGUCAAUAUCUUCUGUUUUAGACAUCACUAGAGAUUCGGGUCAAGCCAGUGAUGAGAUUGGAGAGGACAGUAUCAGUCAAACCGAUCGAUGGACGUUCAACAAUCUCGGACUGGUGAUUUUGAAAAGGCUAGCUAGAGAUCAUGAUAACUGUGUGAAGAUUUGGAAAACUAAAGGGUUGCUUUCAAAGAUCAUUGACUUCACAUAUGCUGAGAAGAGGUUGCUGAAAGAUCCAAAUCUCGAGGCUGCAGAGUCUAAUAAGAUCUUGGCUGUGAAACGUUCUCUGAAGCUGUUGAGGAGGCUGGUGGAAACGACGGGUGCAACGGGGAAAAACUUGAGGAGAGAUGUCUCUGGGAUUGUAUUCACAGUAAGCAACAUUAGGGAAACAUUGCUACAUGGAAAGAAGCAGCCUGGUUUGCAGAAGCUUGGUGCGGAGAUCCUGACUUUCCUUGCGCUUGAUGAAGGUGCAACUGAGAAAAUCGGCGGCACGGGCGGGGUUUUAAAUGGACUUCUCUGCAUCUUCUUGAAUGACGAUGUUCCAGAGAAUCAGACUAGUGGUGUGAGAGAAUCUGUUGGUAAGACUAUAGCAAUGCUAGCUCAAGGAAGUCAAAGCAAUUGCCAACGGAUGUUGAGAUCAGACGACGUCCUUCAGCGCCUCGUUGAGGCGCUGAAGAACCCGUUGAUUCGGUCGAAUGCAGCGAGAAUCUUGCGGAAUCUAUGUGCAUAUACAGAUCCUGAUAAAGCUAAGGAACAGCUGAAGGAAGUUAAAUCUGCAGGAGCAACUGUUCUUAAGGCAAUAAAGUCUGAACAUGACAAACUUCAAGAAAUUAUGGUGGGAUUAGCACCGCACAUUUUCAGGCUAAUGAGUCCUGAAGAAUCAAAUGAAAUGUUCAAGGAAGCGGCAGUAAGCAAAGAAGAACUAGCAGAAGUAUUAGUCAACCUUCUCAAGAGAUAUGAACAGCCAAUGCCAAAAGUUCCGAGAAUCAGGAGGUUUGCAAUAGAGCUAACCAUUCAGAUGAUGAAAACUGAUCCUAAGACGGUCAAGACUUUCCAAGACACUAAGAUGAAGAAAGAGUUAGAGGCAGUUUUUGAGACUGCAGCUGAGGUUGAGAACUUUGAUACAUUCUCAGGCACAGUUGGCUUGGCACGCCAUGGCUUAACGAUCAAUGAACUCAUUGAAGAAGCAAUUCUGUUAUUGAGUUAGACGAAACCCUCACAGCCGCUGGGAACAAAAGUUUAAACAACAUUGACUUUGUCGCAAGCCCACAUUGUCCUCGCUUAUCAUAGUGUUUCUUUAACAUGGGAAUCAAGUGGCCUAUAUUCUUAUUAUGUUCGUUCUCCACAGUAGUUGCUCUGUUUUCCUAUACAUGUGAGCAAAAUAAGUAAAAUGAUUGCAUUUAUAUAUUUAUAGAAAUGAUUUUUC